AUUCACAACUAAAAUAAAAAAAAAAAGCGUGAAGUCACUGAAGUGGGAAAUGAAGCUGAGCACGAACAAUUCCAGACGUUCGACCCAUGGUCCAGAGAACACCAUAUUAUUAAUGUUUAAUAUUAGGCGCCGUCACAAAUACUAUCUUAACUAGCACAAAAUAAACAAACACCGCGCUAUCUUCUCUUCUCAUUUCUCUGCUAUUUUCAACAAACUAUUGUUGUCUGUGUAAAAAAAAAGUGUUGGGAAUGGAAGUGGAUGACACGGUUUGCUCAAUCGACGCUAAGUUCGCAAAUGAAGUCUCUGCUCUUCUCAAUCCUCCUCACCCUCUCCAUCUUCAGGAGUAUUUUGAUAAUGUUAUAUCAAGGAGGCAAUGCCGUGGUAUUAAAGUGAAACAAAAUGGAGAGCUUGGAAAGGGUUUAUAUGCUGACUUGGACUUUAAGGAAGGAGAGCUUGUUUUGAAAGACCAAAUGCUUGUGGGAAUACAACAUUGUUCAAACAAGAUCGACUGUUUAGUGUGUAGCUUCUGUUUUCGUUUUAUUGGCUCCAUAGAACUUCAAAUUGGAAGGAGACUUUAUUUGCAAGAUUUAGGAGUUUCUGUGAAUCAUGAAUCUGAUCUGGAGACCUUUAAACACAUACCGGAAGAUUGCUGCCAAACUGAUUCCUCUGAUGGAGAAGACAAUUCCCUUAUGAACAACCAUGACAACUUGGGAAAUUGUGCUUCUAGCAGUUCCAAAGAGAGAUUUCCUCUCCCUAGAGAGGUUGUGGAAUCAUUAAUGAAUGAGGAAUUGGUGUUGCCUUACUCCAAAGAGUUCUCCUUGCCUCCACUUGUUCGAUGUGCCGGUGGCUGUGGAGAAGCUUACUACUGCAGCAAAUCAUGUGCAGAGGCUGAUUGGGAAUUGUCUCAUUGCCUACUUUGCACUGGGGAGAGUUCAAAAUCAUUAUGUCGGGAGGCACUUCUAAAAUUUAUGCAGCAUGCUAAUGAUACAAAUGAUAUUUUCCUUCUUGCUGCAAAGGUUAUCUCUUCCACUAUACUAAGGUAUAGGAAGUUGAAAGUGACUCAUCUCGAAGAAAGGGAGAAGUGUGCUACACCUAAUGUUUCAGACCAUUCUGAUAUAUCUUUACUCUUGGAGGCAUGGAAACCGAUAUCAAUGGGACACAAGAAAAGGUGGUGGGAUUGCGUUGCAUUGCCAGAUGAUGUUGAUUCUUCUGAUGAAGCUGCUUUCAGGAUGCAGUUAAAAGAGCUAGCAUUCAAAUCACUGCAGCUUCUCAAGGCAGCCAUCUUUAGCAAGGAAUGUGAAUCAUUGUUUUCCCUAGAGAUCUAUGGGCAAAUUAUUGGCAUGUUUGAACUGAAUAAUCUUGAUUUGGUUGUAGCAUCCCCAGUGGAGGAUUACUUUUUAUAUAUUGAUGAUCUUCCAUAUCCUGAAAAGCAAGAAGCUGAGAAAGUUACACGACCAUUUCUUGAUGCUCUUGGAGAUGACUAUUCAGUUUGUUGCCAGGGUACUGCAUUUUUUCCUUUGCAAAGUUGUAUAAACCACUCCUGUUGUCCUAAUGCGAAAGCAUUUAAAAGAGAAGAGGACAAAGAUGGCCAAGCAAUAAUUAUUGCACUCAAACCCAUUUGCAAGGGGGAAGAGGUUACAAUUUCAUAUGUAGAUGAGGACCUUCCAUUCGAGGAGAGGCAGGCAUUACUUGCUGAUUAUGGUUUCAAAUGCCAGUGUCCCAAGUGCUUAGGAGAAGAGCAAUAACCAACAAAUUGCCUACACUUAGAAAAGCCAUGAUACCUGUACAAUAUUACCUUUGAAAGAACAUUAAUGGCACCACAUCAAGCUACCGAGAUUUUUUUUUUCCAGAAUUUUGGUUUCUGAUAGUUGUGUUUUAGACAGUCCUUAUUCAGAAUUGACGAUAAUGUUGAUAUGUGAAAAUUGAAUACUUAAUCUUUU
Molecule: messenger RNA, 1940 nt
Organism: Quercus lobata
Lineage: Eukaryota; Viridiplantae; Streptophyta; Magnoliopsida; Fagales; Fagaceae
Gene: ATXR2
Product: histone-lysine N-methyltransferase ATXR2
Exons: 15
Coding region: 249-1745 (498 amino acids)
Molecular function (GO): protein binding; methyltransferase activity
Source: RefSeq, a predicted model, not a curated record